AUGGAGAAGUACGACACGCUUGCGGUGGUCGGCGAGGGAUCUUAUGGGCUCGUUAUGAAGUGCAGACACAGGGAGAGCGGAACAAUAGUUGCCAUCAAGAAGUUUUUGGAGACCGAAGAAGAUGCGACCGUUCGAAAGAUGGCCCUCAGGGAAAUUCGCAUGUUGAAGAAACUGCGCCAUGAAAAUCUAGUCAACAUGAUAGAAGUAUUCCGCAGAAAGCGCAGAUUUUAUUUAGUAUUUGAAUAUCUAGAACACACUGUUCUGGACGAGUUGGAGAGCCGAGGUGGUGGAGGUCUCGGUGACGAUUUAUCUAGAAAAUACAUUUAUCAAGUUAUACGGGCUGUGGAUUUUUGCCAUUCUAAUAAUGUGAUACACCGAGAUGUUAAACCUGAAAACGUCCUUGUUUCACGAUUAGGUGUCGUAAAGCUCUGCGACUUCGGAUUUGCUCGUCCUCUCGCUCAGCCGGCCGAAACAUACACGGACUAUGUGGCUACACGUUGGUACCGAGCACCAGAACUGCUGGUAGGUGACACUAGAUACGGAGGACCCGUCGAUAUUUGGGCAGUAGGUUGCCUUUUUGCAGAAAUGAUGUCGGGCGAUCCACUAUUUCCAGGCGAUUCGGAUGUCGACCAACUGUUCCAAAUAGUUCGCAUGCUUGGAAAAUUAUCUACGCGUCAUCAACAUUUUGUAGCUCGAAAUCCCUUAUUCAAGGGAUUUAGAAAAACUCAAUCUCAGCAGAUGACUGAAGAAGGUAAUGGAAUUCCGCUGUAUCAGUUAUUUCCUACCUGGCACCGAUCUGCUCUUGAUUUGUUGCAGCAGUGUCUCAGGUUAGAUCCGCUACAAAGACCAAAGGCACCAGCAUUACUUCGCCACGAAGCCUUCAUGCAUGAUGGUUUUGCCGAUAAAUAUCUACCAGAGCUUCGACAGAAAGUUUGUACGGAAUUUCAGAGUAAUCCAUUACUUCGAAAGCACCAAAGCGCAGCCAUUCUUGCAGCCUGUAGACAAGCAGAGGUACCUGUGCAAUUGCAAGUUCAACAGCUACACCAGGUAGAAUCAGAAGUGCAAGAAGCUGCUGAUUUUGAGGAUCAACCACAGCACAAAUGGCGCAUCAAUUUGUUGGGAUGCGAUUCAGUGCACAGCAAGAGAAUCGAAUCAAUGGAUUCAUUAUCUACGGCACAAAACAGUAGCAACCAUUUAUCAAGCACCCAUGUGCUCUACAAUAAUAACAACCACAACACCCCCACUAGACGUGUGCCGCUUAAAAGUGAUCCGGUGAACUCCCAAGGGCAGAUUCAGUCGCACAUGCACCAUCAGCAAGCGCAGCACGCGCAACAUAUACAUCAACAGCAACAACAACAGCAGAUGCAACAUCAACAGCAGCAAAUGCUUCAACGGGGAUUAUCGCAGCAACAAGGGAGCCAGCAACACGUCGCUAAAAGCAAAUCUGACACAUUAACGGAGAAAUCAGAUCAAAUAUCAUAUAGGUUCAAUCAGUCACUUCAAUCACUAUUGCAACGAAACUCCAACGCGUUCAAAGACUCGUCAAAUCAUCCGUUAACGCGGCAGAUAAUUUCAAAUAUGUUAAUGGAAGCUAGACCUGCUCGACGAACUUCACCUACAAGGCGCACAUCAGCGGACACCAGUAGUAAAGGGACGAGCGGCGCAAAUGGCGGCGGCGAAACAGGGGAUGCACCAUCACCACCACCAUUCCAUAGUUUACCGCCUGAUACAGGGGGCGUCUGCCAUCAGAUGCUGGAACCUGUAAUGAACAGUUCAAAUUUUGCUCAAUAUCAUCGGCAUCAUCACCACCACCAACCGCAUCAGCUGCACCCACAAUAUCAGCAACACAUCCAUCAGCAUCAAUGCUCUCAAAUGCAUCAACAUCAAUCGCACCCUCAACCAAAACCACACCAUUAUAUGCACUAUUCACAACUCCUCCCACAGCACUAUUCCCAACAUUGUACACAUCAUCAACAGCACCCAUCACAGCAUGAGCAAAUUUUGAUGGCUAUGCAGCAGCAGCAACAAGCAAAGAACAGAUCGCCGUUUUCAAAAGCUGGUGUGCAUCCCGCGCCUGCCCGGUCUCAACAAAAUGGAUUUGACCGAUCACCGAUAUCAAUGGUUCCUCGUGGCCAACAUAUAAAGCGAACACCUGGUGGUGGUCUGCUCCUUGAUGCAACACAACUAGAGUUAAUAAACAACUCUGUAAACGGCACAAACUCUAACAACACCAUCACUCAUAGCAAUACGAAUAAUCCGCUACACCUGCAGCAGCACAUACAUCAGCAUUCGAUGCAGACACUGCAUCCACCUCCUCAGCAUGCCCAUCAGACCUUGUCAAUGCACCAGCAACGACACGCCUGGGCUACGCCUGCCAACAGCAAAGGCGGUCGGGGAAGGGUCGCCGCAGGAUCAGAUGUGCAGAGUAUUUGGCGAAGUGGGACAAAGCAGAACGACGACUUCACGCUGCCCAAUUUGCCAGGAGGUCAGUAG
This is a messenger RNA of Ctenocephalides felis (cat flea), 2493 nucleotides long. RefSeq names its product cyclin-dependent kinase-like 5. Gene Ontology annotation, molecular function: ATP binding; cyclin-dependent protein serine/threonine kinase activity. The record is from RefSeq and is a predicted model, not a curated record. Bases 1 to 2493 code for a protein of 830 amino acids. Gene Ontology annotation, biological process: protein phosphorylation. The transcript is spliced from 9 exons. Lineage: Eukaryota; Metazoa; Arthropoda; Insecta; Siphonaptera; Pulicidae. Gene Ontology annotation, cellular component: nucleus.